UUUGGACAAUUUUUUCGAUUUUUUGUUUGAAAUUGCCUUAAAAUUCAAUUUUCAACUCAAAUAAAUGCACUUCAGGACGUUAUUGACACACAAUAGAAUAGCAAUUGCCGAGAAAAUUCUGAAAAUUUCAAGGAAAAUGUGUGACAACGCAAAGCCGGUGCUGAAAGAGGACCAAAAGCUCGUUCGAUCCGCUCAAACGCAACAUGGAACGAAGGAAAAUGCUGAAAGUAUCCUCGUUUUCAAGGAAAAUCAUGUCGCGGAAAAGGUUUCUGACACUUCGGGAGCAUGGAAUGAAGACUUUCACGUCAUAGAAUCAUCACAAAUGCAGAAAUUCGACAAAAACCCCGAAGAACCAGAGCAAAAACGGAAGCCAAGUACCACAAAUGACCCGAGACCUCCAAAAAAGAAACGUGUAAAAGCUGAUUUCAUGAACAGAGAUCGUCCCGGAUACACUGAAGAUCGAUUCGACGAAACCUCAUACUAUUUCGAGAAUGGGCUUCGUAAAGUUUAUCCCUAUUUCUUCACUUUUACGACUUUCACGAAGGGCAGAUGGGUCGGCGAGAAUAUUAUGGAUGUCUUUACGAGAGAAUUUCGAGCGUAUCCCAUUGAGAAGUACAACAAGACAAUACAGGAUGGCAAAUUGACGGUAAAUGACAAAAAAGUUACGGAAGAUUACAUUUUGCAGCACAAUGACUUCCUCUCGAAUACGGUGCAUCGUCACGAACUUCCUGUCGUCGCUCAAAAGAUUGAAAUUGUUCACUUGGAUGACGAUGUUUGUAUUAUAGACAAGCCAGCGUCGAUACCCGUACAUCCGUGUGGGCGGUAUAGACACAAUACGGUCGUUUUUAUCCUUGCCAAGGAGUAUAACUUUAAAAAUCUUAAACCAAUUCAUCGUUUGGAUCGUUUAACGUCGGGAUUGUUGAUGCUGGGGAGGAAUGUGAAUCGUGCAAGAGAGAUGCAGAGACAUAUCGAUCAGCGAGAAGUGCAAAAAGAAUAUGUUUGUUGCGUUGAAGGUGAAUUUCCAUCCACUCCAAUCACGUGCGCUGAACCAAUCGAACCCAUGAGUCACAAAAUUGGCAUCUCACGAGUCUCCAAAUCUGGAUCCGACAAAGGCAAAGAAUGUCAAACGUUUUUCGAACUCUUGCGUUAUGACUCGAAAUCAAAUACUUCGAUCGUAAUUUGCAAACCUCGCACUGGCAGAAUGCAUCAAAUUCGCGUUCAUUUACAAUAUUUAGGCUUCCCAAUCGUCAACGAUCCUUUGUACAAUCACACAGUUUUUGGUCCUACCAAAGGCAAAGACGGCGAUUUUGGAGGACAAACGGAUGAUGAAUUAAUCGCUCGUCUCAUUGAAAUUCACAAUGCGGAAAAUUUUCUCGGAAUUGAAGGUGAUGAAGAUUUGGCAAAGUUGAAAAUAGAAGCAGAAAAUGUAGAAAAAUCGAAAAACCCGAAUGACAAAUCGUGCCAAACAGGAUAUGAAGCUCCUGAUUCCACGUUCGAUCCUGCGAAAAUGACGUCAGAUGAGAAUUGUUUAGAGUGUAAGAUGGUAUUUAAGGACCCGAAUCCGGAGCAGUUGGUCAUGUACUUGCACGCGUUGAAGUAUACGGGACCAGAUUGGCAUUACGAGACAAAGUUACCAUAUUGGGCACAAGAAGGCUUUGAAUAUCCUUUGAAAAAAGUUCAAUAAAAUAUUAAAUUAUUUUUUUAAAUAAUAAAAAUA
Molecule: messenger RNA, 1717 nt
Organism: Culicoides brevitarsis
Lineage: Eukaryota; Metazoa; Arthropoda; Insecta; Diptera; Ceratopogonidae
Product: pseudouridylate synthase RPUSD2-like
Exons: 2
Coding region: 65-1684 (539 amino acids)
Biological process (GO): enzyme-directed rRNA pseudouridine synthesis
Molecular function (GO): RNA binding; pseudouridine synthase activity
Source: RefSeq, a predicted model, not a curated record